Messenger RNA from Myxocyprinus asiaticus (Chinese sucker), 1983 nucleotides. Its product is annotated as SLC35A4 upstream open reading frame protein-like. The record is from RefSeq and is a predicted model, not a curated record. The transcript is spliced from 3 exons. Bases 128 to 421 code for a protein of 97 amino acids. NCBI's taxonomy places the organism in Eukaryota, Metazoa, Chordata, Actinopteri, Cypriniformes, Catostomidae.
GUUAACGCGUUCCCAUUCACUUUAAUAGAAGUGGUCAGUCUCUGCUAAAUAUUAUCUGGAUUUAGGGCAGUCAUGCGUUUCAGGUUGAAAAAUCGAGCUCAGAAAUUCUGAUCGCGCUCAAGCGGACAUGGCGGACAACAAGGAUCCGUUCAGGCAGCUGAAAGAUCUGUCUCUGCUUAAAGAUCAGCUUGAAGACAUUCAGCAUCGGAUGGAGAAUGAAGUUCAGGCUGGAAGUGUUUUCAGCUCUCCAUUCCUCAAGGGCUUUUUGGCUGGGUAUGUGGUGGCAAAGCUGCGCUCCUCUGCCGUCCUGGGAGUUCUUGUAGGGACCUGCACAGGCAUCUAUGCCGCUCAGAACUAUCAAGUGCCAAAUAUUGAGCAGACCAUGAAAAACUACUUCAGCUCAUUUAAGAAGGGGAGAUAGAGGGAGCCAUAUUACAAUCUCAGAGAAAUGGUGCCUGAUCCAACUUGAACACAUUUCUUUUGUAAUCAGAGUGCUAUUUAAAUGUUAUUUAAUGGCCUUCUAAUAAUUUCUAAUGCCACUGUCCAUCAGACUGCAGGUAGAUAGAAUUGGCAGCUUACAUUUCAAAGUUGCAAUGAGGUUGUCAUCUUAGCACCUUUUAGUUUGUUUUCUAUUUGAAACUUAAGUGCACAAACAACAGCUUAUUUUUCUCAGGAAUAGUUACCCAAAGCCUGGAUGUGGGCACAAAUGGCCAAUAUUUUGUCUAUCUUUAUAUGAUCAGUCCUACAUAUUAUGUUUCCAAUGUUUAUGCAUUUACUUUCUGUCUGUUACUUUUUUUUUUUUUUUUUUUUUAUAUAUAAUUUCUUUAACAGAGGUUUGAACUGAAAACCUCUGUGUGGACAAUUAAGCACAACACACACUCUGUAUAUAAUGUCUGGUGUUGAAGAAUUCCAUUAUCUGUUGUCGAUUGUAAGAGUAGCUGAAGCCUCUUAUAUAGCCUAUUUGUUGGGAGUAUUUGAUUAGAUUUUGCACUUUAGCUCUACCAGUUUCGAUUAAAUAAACAUAAAUGGAAGCCACUCUAAGGAAGUGAAAUAGAAAACUGGAACAAUGAAUCCAAUUAGAGGAUGUAAAACCACCAUGCUGUUUUUUUUUUUUUUUUUUUGGAGUAUUGUAUUGAGUGGUGUGGUAUGGUAUAAUGUGUUAUCUGUCCUGUCAAAAUGAGAAUAGAUUACUCUUAUUGUUACUCUAUAUUUUGUAAUGAUUUAAGAUGUUUCUUAAAUCUAUUAUUUUACCCCUACUAUCUUUUAUUAUCAUAAGAUGUGAUACUACUGUUUUAUAUUUUAAUAUUUUAUAGAAUAAAAACAAUACAAUCCAGAAUAAUGUACAACAUGAAUUUAUCAUUUUAAUUUAUUUCCAAAAGCUUACCAGAUCUCACUCAAAAACAAUUUUAAGAUUUAAACAUUUCAAUUUCAUAAGAGAAUUGAGCAAUCUUUAAUAAAAUAAGCUAAAUAUGUUUAUAAAUGUACUUUUAUUAAACAAUUACAUUUGAUUUUGUUAUGAAAUUGAAGUGUGUAAAUCCUAAAAUAGGUAUAUUAUAUAUAUAUACACUAUUAAUAGAUAACUUCAGCCUGAAGAUAUGCAAUUUCAGGCCAUAAUAAUCAUUAAUUUCAUAUUUCCUUUGUGAAGGAUACAAUCCUUGUGUAUGCAUCCCAAAUACAUUGGCAGGGCUCCAUAUGUAUGUUUUUAGUCUUAAUUACUUAAUUUAAAUACUACCUAAUUAUCUUUGCAAAAAAAAUAAAAAUAAUAAUUUGCAAAUUUAUAUCAAGCUUAGCAUUUGUCAUACAACUUGGAAGUUCAAAAAAUUGACAAGACAAAUUGUUAGUAAAUUUUAUUUUCCAUCUAUUUAAAUUUUCUAUUCUCAUUCAGUUUAAGUUAUUCAAUAAUAUUUGUCCCUCUUCAUCCAUUUACUUAUAAAUUCACAUAAAAGGUAAAUGUGUUAAAAGAUUAGAAAAAAAAAAAGGGAA